Setaria italica (foxtail millet) is the source of this 944-nucleotide messenger RNA. RefSeq names its product asparagine--tRNA ligase, cytoplasmic 3-like. Gene Ontology annotation, molecular function: asparagine-tRNA ligase activity; ATP binding; nucleic acid binding. Lineage: Eukaryota; Viridiplantae; Streptophyta; Magnoliopsida; Poales; Poaceae. Gene Ontology annotation, cellular component: mitochondrion. The transcript has 3 exons. The coding region runs from base 1 to 849 and encodes 282 amino acids. Gene Ontology annotation, biological process: asparaginyl-tRNA aminoacylation. The record is from RefSeq and is a predicted model, not a curated record.
AUGGACGACGUGGGCGCUCGUCUCUUCCGGUGGACGACGUGGGCGCUCGUCUCUUCCGGUGGGGACCACACUGACAGUGCCAGCACGGCGAUGGAUGAGGCAGCUGACUUGACGGGCCGCGAGCAGGGCCACGGCACGUUCGCGUUCCUCCAGGUCACCGACGGGUCGUGCCUCGCCACGCUGCAGGUGAUCGUCCAGGCCGCCGUGCACCCGCUCGCGCGGCUCACGGCCGCGGGCACCUCGGUGCUCGUCGAGGGUGAGCUCAGGCGGCCGCCCGAGGAGUCCAAGAAGGCCACGGUGGACAUCGAGCUACGUGUGGACAGGGUGAUCGAACUCGGGGAGACCAACCCAGCCACCUACCCGCUGCCUAAGGGCAACAUUGCGCUCGACACACUUAGGGACGUCGUCCACCUCCGUCCGCGCACCAACACGAUAAGCUCAGUUGCCCGGAUAAGGCAUCAGCUAGCCUGUGCAACCCACAGAUUUUUCGAUGAGAAUGGUUUUCUGUACGUCCAUACACCCAUAAUAACCUCAAGCGAUUGUGAGGGUGCUGGUGAGAUGUUCCAAGUCACAACUCUUUUCCACCAGGCUGAGAAACUGGAGAAGGAGCUGAAGGAGAAUCCUGCUCCAUCCAAAGCAGACAUUGAGGCUGCUAAGCUUACUGUCAAAGCGAAAGGUGAUGCAGUUGCACAGCUUAAAACAGCAAGAGCUAGCAGCCAAGAGGUAUCUGCUGCUGUUUUAGAGCUUACAAGUGCAAAAGAGAAUGUUUCAAGACUGGAAGAGAGGUCUAAGCUGAAACCUGGAAUCCCGGGCAAGGAUGAUGGAUUGCUUUUGAGAAUGACUUCUUAAAGCGUCAAGCUUUUCUGACUGUGUCAGGUCAGCUUCAGGUUGAAACUUAUGCUUGUGCUCUCAGUAGUGUAUAUACCUUUGGACCAACGUUCCGG